This is a messenger RNA of Rhineura floridana, 2959 nucleotides long. It is a transcript of the gene TGFB1I1, whose product is annotated as transforming growth factor beta 1 induced transcript 1. The transcript is spliced from 11 exons. The record is from RefSeq and is a predicted model, not a curated record. Bases 209 to 1726 code for a protein of 505 amino acids. NCBI's taxonomy places the organism in Eukaryota, Metazoa, Chordata, Lepidosauria, Squamata, Rhineuridae.
CUCCAUCCUUCCUGCCCGAGCCUCGGAUCCCCUUUGCCAUAAAUGGUCACCACCGCCAGCAGCAGCAGCAGCAGCAAAGACGACGAAGCGCGGGCGGCGCAGCACUCGAGCGGGGUUGCGCUCCGGCAAGGCGCGUCACCGGGGCGGGGGCCGCCCAGCAGCCAGCUACCGGCCCCGGAGUCCGGGACCCAGCCCGCGCCCGCCCGGGAUGGACGAUCUGGACGCUCUCCUGGCCGAUCUGGAGACGACAACCUCCCAUAUCUCCAAACGCCCGGUUCUGCUCACCGAUUCUGGAGGAGCCCACCCCAACGGGCUGAAGCAAGACGGGACCCCGGAUCCCAAGCCAGCUCCCCCAUCUUACGGCACCCCUCAACCGCAGGCUGGGACCACAGCCAUGCCUGUAGACCCCUUCCCAGCAUCUACCAUGCAAGGUGGGAGUGACAAGGAACACCUGUACAGCACAGUCUGCAAACCUCGCUCGCCCAAGCCCAAGGAAGGAGCACCUCCGCCCUUCUCCUCCUCCAGUGGGGUGCUGGGAGCUGGACUCUGCGAACUGGACCGGCUCCUCCAGGAACUGAAUGCAACCCAGUUCAACAUCACAGAUGAAAUAAUGUCACAGUUCCCAUCCAGCAAAAGCCCAAGUGCGGACAAGGGCAAAGACAGGCCGGAAGAUUCUAUAGACGCCAGCUCCCUGUCCCGGUCAGCAGCUCCUCCACCCGCAAAGCCGUCUGCCACGUCUGCCACCUUGGAGCUGGACAAGCUCAUGGCCUCUCUGUCAGAUUUCCGGGUCCAAAGCAAUCUCCCAGGAGCCUCCUCUACCACCACAACGGUGUCGCCACCACCAGCCCCCACUCGAGUGUCCUCAGCACAGCUGCCGGUGGUCUCCUCUGUCUGCCCCAGCCUCCCUGCUGCGCCCCCACAGACGUCCCCAGCCCAGCCGAGUGGGAACCUGGAUAGCAUGCUUGUGAUGCUGGAAUCGGAUCUCAGCCGCCAAGGGAUCUCCACCACUGCCAAGGGGCUGUGCGCUUCCUGUCAGAAACCCAUCGCAGGGCAGGUGGUAACAGCACUGGGGAGCACCUGGCACCCAGAGCAUUUUGUCUGUACCCACUGUCAGAAGGAGAUGGGGGGCAGCAAUUUCUUUGAGAAGGACGGUGCCCCGUACUGCGAGAAGGAUUACUUCCAGCUCUUCUCGCCCCGCUGUGGACUCUGCAAUGAACCCAUCCUGGAUAAAAUGGUGACCGCCCUGGAUAAGAACUGGCACCCGGAGCACUUCUGCUGCGUCAAGUGUGGGCGGCCCUUUGGGGAGGAAGGUUUCCAUGAGAAGGACGGGAAGCAGUACUGCCGCCAAGACUUCUACGAGCUCUUCUCCACCCGCUGCCAGGGAUGCAGCCAGGCUAUCCUGGAGAACUACAUCUCGGCCCUGAAUGCCCUGUGGCAUCCAGAAUGCUUUGUCUGCCGAGAAUGCUACACGCCAUUUGUGAAUGGGAGUUUCUUUGAGCACGCAGGCCGCCCCUUCUGCGAGAUCCACUAUCACAAGCAGCGCGGCUCACUCUGCUCGGGCUGUGAGAAGCCCAUCACCGGCCGCUGUAUCACGGCCAUGGCGCGCAAGUUCCACCCUGAGCAUUUUGUCUGUGCCUUCUGCCUCAAGCAGCUCAACAAGGGCACCUUCAAGGAGCAGAAUGACAAGCCUUACUGCCACCCUUGCUUUAUCAAGCUCUUUGGGUGACCAGAAGGUGCCGGAGCCCCACCACGGCCAAGCCACGCCUGCUACCAGCCUGGGAAAGGGGAGGAGGGUCCACAGAUCUCAGCCUUUGACCGAGCCACACCCACUGCUAUGCAUGGGAGAGGCCUGUGCCUUAUGUGUUCCACCCCACAUCCCUGGAACCACUACACUGUUGCCAAAACCACGCCUCUAGAUAAGAGCCACACGCAAAAACAAGCAACAGGAGAAGCAGGAUUUAUCUGCUUCUCCCACUCUACUCAGGAGCCAGUCCCCUCACAGCCACAGCUAAUCAUUAGCCCCUACCCCAUCACAUGCUACUUUAAGCCACACCCAUACAAUGCCAGCACUUCAGACAGGAGGCAGUGUCUUAAGCCACACCCACAAGGCUAGCUGGCAAUGUCAUCCAGGUAGGCGGGAUCUUAAAGAAGCCACACCUCUGCUCCCUGUUAACUCCCUUCUCACAAAUUUGUCCAGUAGCGUGGGAUUGGAAGCCCUUGAACCCCUCUCCUUUAACAUUCAUCCUCUAAGCCAUAAAAGCCAUUCGCUUCCAGGUUCUUUGGGAGAUUUGGGGCUGUUAUUGUACUAAUAUAGUUUGUGCGCAGGAAGUGGGGGGACUCUGCUUCAGGGUUGCCUUAAAGCACUUAUGGUCUUGAUCACUUGUGAUCUAAAAUGGUUCAGCUGCAAGAGGGGAGAGAUAGUAACUCGUUGACCCCAUCCUUCAGUGGAAAAGAUUUAGGGCGAGUUUACAUGUAACCAGCUUUGAUACCACCCCCAGUGAUAUAGGAGUGGUUAGCAGGAUUUGGGAUAAGCCUCUCUGCCUUAGGGGCUCAUAGUCCUAAGGAGGUUAGUGGUAGGGGAAGAGGCAAGCCUUCACGUAAGGGCUUUGGGUAGCUGACCGGCUGGUGUUGAGGAAAGGAAGCGGCAUUUCCUCAUCCCCUUGCAUGUUGUGGUUGGUAAAAGUCCUGGACUGCAAAUGAUUGAAACACUUCCUGUUUGUUUUUUGAAAUGCAGGGAAGAAGGGAAUAGGGGAAAUAUGCCUGAGCUUGCAGAUUUAUUCGUCUUUUUUUUUUUUUAAUCUUGCCAUGUAAACCCAAAUUGAGGCUUUUAUUAUGAUGAAACUUAAGUCGGGAGUCCAAGGAGCAUGUGGUCUUCCUUCUGCUGCCAGAUUUCUAUGCCAACUUUUUACCCUCACACUGCUGUAUAUUAUAUAAUAAAAUUCACGAAUAUGAAAAAAAA